Nasonia vitripennis (jewel wasp) is the source of this 1932-nucleotide messenger RNA. RefSeq names its product venom carboxylesterase-6. The record is from RefSeq and is a predicted model, not a curated record. The transcript is spliced from 9 exons. Lineage: Eukaryota; Metazoa; Arthropoda; Insecta; Hymenoptera; Pteromalidae. The coding region runs from base 123 to 1775 and encodes 550 amino acids.
ACGAUUUAAAAGCAGGUUAUGAAUGGUAAGUGAUUUUGCAAGAUCUCAGCGUAUUAGGAAGCUGGCGCUUCUCUUGAAAACGUCUCUUUUAACGGAGUACAAAGAAGUAAAGUACAGCAACGAUGUUAAAAGAAAUAUCUAUAAUAUGUGCAACAGCUAUAGUUGCUUGUUGUGAAGAGGUAAUUUGGGAAAUUCCACUGGGAACACUAAAAGGAUUGAAACUUGCAACUGCUUAUCAAAACAAAACAUUUUAUAGUUUUAGAAGUAUUCCUUACGUCAAACCUGUUACUGGAAUUAACAAAUUUGAGCCAACUCAACCUAUAGAGAGAUGGCAAGGAGUACUUGAUGCUACGAAACCUACGAUAGAGUGCGUUUAUUUUUGUCCAGCGCGAAAGAUAUAUAUUGGAGAUGAAGACUGCUUGCAAAUGAACAUUUAUACUCCGCUAUUGGAUACAAACGCUGAAAAAGCAGUAUUACUUUGGAUUCAUGCUGGAGGAUUUAAUUAUCUUUCUGGCGAUGAUGGUGUUCUCGGACCAGAUUUUUUAAUAGAAAAGGAUAUUAUUUUAGUUUCAUUCAAUUACCGACUUGGACCGAUGGGAUUUUUGAACACUGGCGAUGUCAAUGCCCCUGGCAAUAUGGGAUUGAAAGAUCAAGUUAUGGCUUUGAAAUGGGUUCGACAGUAUAUUAAAUAUUUUGGAGGUGACCCGGAAAAAAUAACACUUGGAGGAAUGAAUUCUGGCGCAGCUUCUGUUCAAUUACACAUGAUGUCUCCGAUGUCAAGAGGAAUGUUCCGUGGCGGUUUGGAACAGAGUGGAACGUCUCUAAAUCCCUGGGUUAUUCAAUACAAACCAAGGGAAGUGGCAUUUCAAUUAGGAGAAGUUUUAGGUGUAAAACCCGCAGACUCCAAAGAACUCGUUGAUAAACUCAAAACGUUUUCGGCAAAAGAGUUGAUGGUCGCAGCUGAAGAAGUUUCCAAGUCACUUAGUUUUAUGAGCGGAAGCGUCCAUGCAUUUUUACCAUCAGUAGAAAUAGAUGUAGGGCAAGAAAUAUUUCUGCCCGCUGAUCCGUGGACUUUGAUAAAAGAAGGAAAAAUCGCCGACGUUCCUCUCAUAGCUGGAAUGAACUUGGACGAAGAAGCAACUAUGGCAGCAAGGCACAUCAAAGAUGCUGAUAUGAUGAACAAUCAUUUUGAAUAUUUUAUUCCUGUCGAUUUAAAUGUCACCGAUGCGGAAAGAAAGCAAUACAGCGAAAUGAUCAGAAACUUUUAUUUUGAUGGGCAAGCACUGACAACAGAAAGCCUUGAAGAAUUUACAAAGUUGUUGACCGACAUAACGUUUACGUAUGGGGUUCAUUAUUCGACUAAACUCAUAAGCCAAGUAAAUAGCUCACCUGUUUAUAAAUAUUUACUCACUCAUUAUUCACCUGUUGGUCCAUUAAAAAAUAUGUACAGCUCAGAAACAGGAGUUGCUCACGGAGAUGAAAUAAAAUACGUUUUUUAUUCUCAAAUGUUUAAUAACCUGCCACCAGCUGAUUCUGCGCAGGAGAAAAUUAUGCAUAUGUUUACAACUAUGUGGACCAACUUCGCUAAAACGGGGAACCCAACUACGUAUAAGGACGAGUAUGUGACCAUUGAUUGGCUUCCGAUCGGCACAGAAGAUAAUUACAUAGAAAUAGACGAAGAGCUCAAAAUAAAAAGUGGCUUUUAUCAAGAAAGAAUGCAUUUGUGGGCUAAAAUUUGCACAAAAGUUCUAGGAAGAUUUACCGACGUUUUCUAGUAAUUUUCAAAAUUUAAUGAUUGAAAUGUGAAUACAUCUAUCGCACGCACUGUUUUUAGGAAAAAAAUAAUGCAUACACUUAUUGUUAAAGAAUUCUAUGUACAUUAGUUUAUUAUGAUUCUGCCUAUGUAAUAAAAGAUAUGUUUUCAAAAAAUAA